Triticum dicoccoides is the source of this 1980-nucleotide messenger RNA. RefSeq names its product VAN3-binding protein-like. The transcript has 8 exons. The coding region runs from base 165 to 1595 and encodes 476 amino acids. Gene Ontology annotation, biological process: leaf vascular tissue pattern formation; phloem or xylem histogenesis; auxin-activated signaling pathway. Lineage: Eukaryota; Viridiplantae; Streptophyta; Magnoliopsida; Poales; Poaceae. The record is from RefSeq and is a predicted model, not a curated record.
AGCCGAGCCGCCGCCAGUCACGCGCCCGACUUCGCUCGCUCGCGCGCGCACGCGACGCACGCACGGGACGGAACACACUCGCGCACUCCCACUCCCACUCCACCGCUCCGCUCUCCCUGCCUGGCCCACGGCCGCCGCGCCGCCUGCCUUGCCUGCCCGCCUGCAUGGGCGACCACCACCACCCGCGGGCCCGUCCCGCCGCCGGCGACCUGCGCCCGCCGGAGCCGCCGCUCGACCCGCUCGAGUUCCUCUCCCGCUCCUGGAGCGCCUCCGCCGUCGACGUGCCCCGCCCGCGCCCGCCGUCGCCGGCGCCGCUCCUCGCCGCGCCCAUCGCCGAGGACCCCGCCUGCUGCGAGCUCGACGACGGCGCCGCCACGGCCGGCAGCUCCUUCUCCUUCGCCUCCGCCGCCACCUCGCAGUUCAUCAUGGAGCGGAUCCUGGCGCAGUCGGAAGUGGCGCCCCUCACAACCGGACGGCUCUCCCACAGCAGCGGCCCGCUCAACGGCGGCGGCUCGCUCACCGACAGCCCGCCGGUCUCGCCGGAGAUUGACGACUCGCAGGUUUAUUCCACGCCGCUUCAUCAUUGUGUCCAUUUAUCCUCUGAGAUUAUAUACUGCAGGGCGGGCACGCCGAAGCCACAGGCGUACCGAGGAGGCAGCAAGACGGUCGGCCGGUGGCUCAAGGACAGGAAGGAGAAGAAGAAAGAGGAGACCCGAGCGCACAACGCGCAGGUCCAUGCCGCUGUUUCGGUCGCGGCGGUGGCUGCUGCGGUUGCGGCCGUUGCUGCUGCCACCGCUGCGGCCUCAAGCACCGGCAAGGAUGAUCGCGCGGCCCGCACCGACAUGGCCAUGGCCUCCGCGGCGACGCUCGUGGCCGCGCAAUGCGUCGAGGCCGCGGAGUCCUUGGGGGCCGAGCGCGAGCAUUUGGAGGCGGUUGUUAGCUCGGCGGUGAAUGUCAGGACGCCUGGCGACAUCGUCACGGUCACAGCUGCUGCUGCUACUGCAUUGAGAGGUGCAGCCACAUUGAGGGCGAGGGCUCUGAAGGAGGUGUGGAACAUAGCGGCGGUGAUCCCGGUCGAGAAGGGGACGAUGGGAGGAGGAGGUGCAGGAGGAGGGCACCAUCACAAGCAGAUUGUGCAAAAGCAGCAGCAUCGCAAGCUGGAGAGCAACGGCAGCAGCAUCAGCGAUCUUUCGCUAGAGGAGGAGAACAACUUCCUGGGCGUGUGCAGCCAAGAACUUCUUGUUCGCGGCACCGAGCUCCUUAAACGCACGCGGAAAGGCGCACUGCAUUGGAAGGUCGUAUCAGUGUACAUCAACCGAAUGGGCCUGGUCUCUCUGAAAAUGAAGAGCCGGCAUGUCGCAGGGACAAUCACCAAGAAGAAGAAAGGUGUGGUGAUCGACGUGUGCAAGGACGUGGCGGCGUGGCCCGGGCGGCACCUGCUGGAGGACGGCGAGCACCGGCGCUACUUCGGGCUGAGGACGGCGGACCACCGGGUGAUCGAGUUCGAGUGCACCAGCCAGAGGGAGUAUGAGCUGUGGACCAAGGGCGUGGCCCGCCUCCUCAGCAUCGCCGGCGAGCGGAAGCGUCCCCUGUGACUGACUGAGUGGGCUGCCGACGCCGGGCUUUUGGUCGUCCGAACUCCGGAGCCGUCCCAUGUGUGCGUUUGUUUGCUAGGCUGUAGAUGUGAGGCGAGGGGCAACAGAAGAAAACAGCAUGGGCUAUGUAUGGGGUGUACCUCUUGUCCUGCAAGAGAAAUGGACCAUCAUGCCGUUGCUACUUGUUAGGGCUGGAAGUGAACUGAAGGCUGUGUGUUUAUGUGCAUGUGGUUGGGUUGGGGUUUCCAUCAGCUCAUGUGUGAAGAAGAGUGGCUAGAGUGAAGUUCCCCCUUUGCUCUGUUUCCUUUGUGUCUUAAGUUUUGCUUCUCACCUGUGGUGUGUCGGUGGCCUAUUAUACAGAGAGACAUCUAGUGGCGGGAGAAGA